GCUGCACCGGAGCCUGGACGCAGCCGCGGCCACUUCCUGAAGGCGGACGGACACUUCCUGGAAGAAAGGAGGCGUCCCCACCCCCAAACCCAGGGCCCUGCCUCUCUCUGCUCAGCUGGGCUCACCACGACCCCCCUCAGGCCCCACCGCCUGCCGUCCAGUCCAGGGCUGCAUCUGGGGGCCCACCCAGCCGCGCCAUCCGCUCCCCCACCCCGGCUGCGGGGACCACAUCGUGGGGUGCGGUGGGAAGGGGGGCGCAGCGCCUCCCCGCCUGCCUUCUGGACUCCCGCGCGCGCGCUUGGUUCAUUCAUUCAUCCCCCCACCCCCCGGGAGUGCUUCCCCCACUCCCGCGGGCCUCGGGCGCCGCCCCCUGCCCGGCCCGCGCCCCUGCGCCCCCUUCCCGGGCCGAGCGGUGACCUUGGCCGUGGGCGCGGGUCCCCGGGGAGCAGGGGCGGAGCGCGGCGCCCGGCGGGCGGGGACGGGCGGGGACGCGCGGGCGCGGGGGGCGGCGGCGCCGGAGCGGACACGGAGUCGGCGGCAGCCGCAGGACGCGCGCCCAGGGUUUCUCUGGGGUCCCAGCCUCCGGUCCCGGCCCCCCCACCGCCGCCGCGCCCGUCUGGAAGAUGCCGGAGCAGAGCAACGACUACCGCGUGGUGGUGUUUGGCGCCGGCGGCGUGGGCAAGAGCUCCCUGGUGCUGCGCUUCGUGAAGGGCACCUUCCGGGACACCUACAUCCCCACCAUCGAGGACACCUACCGGCAGGUCAUCAGCUGCGACAAGAGCGUGUGCACGCUGCAGAUCACCGACACCACGGGGAGCCACCAGUUCCCGGCCAUGCAGCGGCUGUCCAUCUCCAAGGGCCACGCCUUCAUCCUGGUCUUCUCGGUGACCAGCAAGCAGUCGCUGGAGGAGCUGGGCCCCAUCUACCGCCUCAUCGUGCAGAUCAAGGGCAGCGUGGACGGCAUCCCCGUCAUGCUGGUGGGCAACAAGUGCGACGAGACGCAGCGCGAGGUGGACACCCGCGAGGCGCAGGCCGUGGCGCAGGAGUGGAAGUGCGCCUUCAUGGAGACGUCGGCCAAGAUGAACUACAACGUCAAGGAGCUCUUCCAGCAGCUGCUCACGCUCGAGACGCGCCGCCACAUGAGCCUCAGCAUCGACGGCAAGCACGCGGGCAAGCAGAAGCGGACAGAGCGCCUCAAGGGCAAAUGCGUCCUCAUGUGAGCCCGCCCACCCGCCCGCGGACGCCCGCCCCGCCCCGGCCACGCCCUGGCCACGCCCCUCGGCCACCUCCGUCUCCCUCCUCCCUCCUGCUGUCUCCCUCCUCCCUCUUCUCCCUCCUCCCCACCGUCCUCCUCUCCCUCCUCCUGCCUUUCCCUUAUCCCUCCUCUACCUCCUCCCUCCUCUCCCUCCUCCCUCUUCUCCCUCCUCCUCUUCUCCCUCCUCCCCCUCGUCCUCCUCUCCCGACUCCCCGACUCCCUCCUCUCCCUCCUCCUGCCUUUCCCUCAUCCCUCCUCUCCCUCCUCCCUCUUUCCCUCCAUUCUCCCACCUCCUCCUCCCUCCUCCCCACCUACCCACUUCCUUUCUUUCUCCCUCCUUCCCGUCCUCUCCUUUCUCCUUUCUCUCCCUCUUCCCUCUCCUCAUCCUUCCUCCCCUCCUCCCUUUUCCUCCUCCUUCCUCACAUCCCUUCCUUCCUCCCUCUCCUCCUCCUUCCCCGCCUUUUCCCUCCUUCUCCACCUCUUCUUCCUUCUCCUUUCCCUCCUCCUCUCCUCCCCUCCUCCUCUUCCUCCUCCUCCUUCCUUUCCUCUUUUUUUUUUUCUUUUUGGGUCACACCCAGCGAUGCUCAGGGGUUACUCCUGGCUCUGCACUCAGGAAUUACUCCUGGCGGUGCUUGGGGGACCCUAUGGGAUGCUGGGAAUCGAACCCCGGGUUGGCCACGUGCAAAGCAAAGGCCCUACCCACUGUGCUAUGGCCCCAGCCCCCUCCUCUCCUCCUUCUUCCUCCCACCCCCUCCACUUUCCUCCCCUCUCCCUCCUCCCGAGACUCCUCCCUUUUCUCCUUCAAGGCUCCACCUCCCUUGCUCCUCCUCCUCCUCCUCCUCCUCCCUUUCCUUUCCCUCCCUUGCAGGCUCCUCCCUCCUCCUUCCUCCCCUCUUCCCUCUCCUCCCUCCUCCUGUGGCUCCUCCCCCUCCUCCUCCCCUUCCUCCCUCUGCUUCUUCCUCUUAUGGCUCCUCCCUCCUCCUUCUUCCUCCCUCUCCUCCUUUAUCCUCCUCCCCUCCCCCCUCCUCCUCUUCCUCCACCUGCCAUCUUCCCUCCUCCUCCUCCUCCUCCUCCUCCUCCUCCCCGAUCUCCUCUCCCAGGGAAACUGAGGCCCAGGGAGCCCACACCUGGCCCUUUCACAUCUUUCCCCCUUCCUCAGUCCCCUGCCCACCGUCCCCUCCUGCCUGUACAUGCCCCUAAAAUCCAGUGUGGGGGGGCGUGUGCAAGAGCUGACCAGAGAAGCUGCCAGCAGAUACUGGGUUUGGCCCAGCUCUGCGGUGCCAUGCCGCCCUCUGUCUCUUCCCCUGGGGAGCCCCCCAGCCAGACCUGCGCCCCCACAUUAGAUCACUGUGACCUGCUGAGGGGUGUCCCUGCACGCGGCCUCAGCAGGUGUGAGUCUCCUCAGCGGCGUGGACACCCGCCGCCUCCAUGCACCUCCCCUGACCUUGGGCCUCUCGCCCCGGGGGGGCCUCACUAUUUCCCCACCUGCCCUUCCCCACAUCUUUGGGGGAGGGGCUCACGGGACUGGCCUCAGGUCACCAGGCAAUAACCACGGGGUCUGCAGCUGCUCCCCACCAGCCCCGAGCCCCACUGAACUUGGGGGGGUCCAGGACUGGCCGAAAGCCGGAGCACAACUCGGGGGACGGUCCGGCUCCUAAAUGUGGGGGGGUGGCACCGCCUCCGCUGCCCGCCUGGACGCAAGCUCCUUCCAUCAAGAGAGAGACUGGCCUCGCGGACACUGAGCCCCGGACAGGGGCCUGGGGUGCUGGGGGGGGGAGUGGAGGGGGAGGGGCGUCCAGUACUGCCCGCUGAAUGUGAGGGGCUCAGGGCAGAAGCGCUUCCUCGCCCCGGUGCCGCGGGGAGAGCGUUAGUGCUUUGGUAAUGCGGGGACACGUGUAGGGGGCUGGGGGAGGGGGUCCGUGUGUGUGUGUGUGUGUGUGUGUGUGUGUGUGUGUGUGUAUUUGCAGCGAGAAGAGGUUGGCAGCAUCUGAGUGCCUGUGUGCGUGGGGGCCGGGGUGAUGGCAUGGCAGGUGGGGCUCUGGCGGACACAGGGAAUGUUGGGGAGCCUUUGUCACGUUUGGGGGGGUGCCCAGCACUCUAAGCGUGCAAUGCUGCUCAGUGCCCACCCAGCCCCACUGCCCGGGCCAAGCAGGAGCGGCCUAUGGACGAUGACCAGCCCCAGUGCCCCCCCGUUGGCUGGCGGGGGCAAAGGUGUCCAGUAAGAGGCCGGAGGGACAGGACAGCGGGGAGGCGCCGGCCUUGCAAGGGGCAGACCCAGGUUCGAUCCCAGGCAUCCCACAGGGUCCCCCGAGCCCCGCCGGGAGUGAUCCCUAAGCACAGAGCUAGGAGUCAGGUCUGAGCGUUGCUGGGUGAUGGACCUCCCUAAAUAAGAGUGUGUGCAUGUGUAUGAACGUGCAUGGGCACACAUGUGAGUAUUGUGAACAUGUGUGUGCACGUGUGACCAUGUGUGCAUGGUGAACCUAUAUACGCACUGGGAGCAUGUGUGUGCACGUGUGAACAUGUGUGCAUGUGUGAACGAGGUGUGCAUGCAACACGAUAGGUGGCUGGUGGUGUCUAAGAGUGUGUGUGUGUGUGUGUGUGUGUGUGUGCAUGUGCGUGCGUGUGUGCGUGUGUCCCUGAGCUCCUGUGACAGUAUGUGACGGGGAUGGGCUGUGGUGAGCUGCAGGCAUGAAUCACUUCUGAAGGUCAGCCCAAAGCCUGGCUGCACCCCGGCUGUGUCGGGACACGGGCACCUACCGGCUAGGAAUAAGUCAGGGUGAGGGGCCCCGCGCCGCUCCUGGGGGCCAGUGUUUCGGGCAGGCGGCAAGAGCCCUGUGCCCCUGGGCCCUGCCCGCAGCAGACGCUCAGCAGAAGACCACAGAGGGGCCAGGCCCUCGCCCCGCUUCCCCUCGUGCAGCGGGACACUUCCAGCUGGCUGUUCCCCUGCUCCCCCUGAUGGCCACAGCACCAUUUUCGGGGCAGCUGGCAACACUCUGAUAGAGGGAGCUGCGCGUGUAUGUGUCAGUGUGUGUUUAUAUGUGUGUCUGUAUUUCUACAUGUGUCUCGGUGUGAGUGUGGGCAUAUAUAUAUGAAUGUGUGUUUCUGUGUGUGUCUAUGAAUUUCUACGUAUGUCUCGGUGUGAGUGUGGGCAUAUAUAUAUAUAUAUGUAUGUAUAUAUAUAUAUAUAUGAAUGUGUGUUUCUGUGUGUGUGUGUGUGUCAGUGUGUCUGUGUGAAUCUCCGUGGAGGCAGGCAUAUUUGUGUCUGUGUGUGUCUGAGUCAGUCUCUGUGUAUGUGUGUGUAUAUGAGUGUGUGUGUGUGUCUGUGUAUGCGUGUGUGAGUGUGUCUCUGCGUGAGUGUCUGUGAGUGUUUGUGUGUCCGUCUGUCUGAGGGUGACCAGCUGAGCUGAGCCUCUGAUCCAGGCCCCCCUGCCACUUGAGGUGCCCCACCCCUGGGAGUGGUUCCUGAGGGGGAAGCUGCCCGGUGGGGGGAGGGGGCUGGGCGGGGUCUGCGGCCCUUUCUCAGGGAUACACCCUGAUAGCACAAUCUCCCUGGGGCCUGUCUCCAGGCCUCUCCUGUCCCGGGCCCUGCCCCCACCCUGGGAAAGGGAGGUUCACACGGGUGGUGGGGAGCAGGGCCUGCCCCAGCUGCUGGCCCGUUCGUCCUGCUACGACACCCUGGUUCUGGGGACCCAGCCAGACCAAGCUUGCUGUGUCUGCCCCUGCCCGGCCCCUGCCGCAUGUGGGUGCCCCCCGCCCCCCCACCCGGGGGGGUCUGUGUUGCAUUGACUCUAGACAUAGUCUCCUGCAAUAAAGACGCGGGUUCUCACCAGCA
Sorex araneus (European shrew) is the source of this 5087-nucleotide messenger RNA. It is a transcript of the gene DIRAS1, whose product is annotated as DIRAS family GTPase 1. Gene Ontology annotation, molecular function: GDP binding; GTP binding; GTPase activity. Gene Ontology annotation, cellular component: plasma membrane. The transcript is spliced from 2 exons. Lineage: Eukaryota; Metazoa; Chordata; Mammalia; Eulipotyphla; Soricidae. The record is from RefSeq and is a predicted model, not a curated record. The coding region runs from base 624 to 1220 and encodes 198 amino acids. Gene Ontology annotation, biological process: signal transduction.